AUGGCCAAGAACCUCUCUUUCGUCCUUGAGAAGCCCGGCAGCGUCAAGUACGAGGACCGCCCUGUCCCGGAACUCAAGUCUGAGCACGACGUCAUCGUCAAUGUCAAGUACACCGGAAUCUGCGGCAGCGAUGUCCACUACUGGGUCGAGGGGCGGAUCGGCAACUUUGUGGUGGAGAAGCCAAUGGUGCUGGGGCACGAGUCGGCGGGGGUGAUCCACAGCGUGGGGAGCGCGGUGAAGACGCUGAAGCCCGGUGACGAGGUCGCGAUGGAGCCGGGCAUUCCGUGCCGCCGUUGCGGUUUCUGCCGCGCAGGCGACUACAACCUUUGCCCGGACAUGGCGUUCGCGGCCACGCCGCCUUAUGACGGCUCUCUCGCAAAGUACUACAGCUUGCCCGAGGACUUCUGCUACAAGCUGCCGAAGGGAGUGAGCUUGGAGGAGGGUGCGCUCGUGGAGCCGGCGAGCGUUGCUGUGCACAUCUGCCGCAUGGCGCAGGUCAAGCCCGGCGCGUCGGUCGUCGUGUUUGGCGCGGGUCCCAUCGGUCUGCUGUGCUGCAAGGUCGCGCGCGACGUCUUUGGCGCUGCGAAGACUGUAUCUGUCGAUGUCAACGAGGACCGCCUCCAGUUCGCCCAGGGCUACUCUGCCACCCACGUCUUCCGCAGCCAGAAGGCAUCGCCGGAGGAGAACGCGGCCCGCAUGAUCCAGGAGUGCGAACUCGGUCCCGGUGCGGACGUCGUCAUCGAUGCUACGGGCGCUGAGCCCUGCAUCCAGAUGGCUGUGCAUGUCGCUCGCGCCGGUGGUCACUUCACCCAGGGCGGUAUGGGCAAGCCCGACAUUACGUUCCCCAUUGUCGCCAUGUGCGCCAAGGAACUCACCAUCACGGGCAGCUUCCGCUACAGUGCCGGCGAUUACGCACUCGCGGUGCAGAUGAUUGGUCUGGGCCGUCUCAGCGUCAAGGAGCUUAUCACCAAGAAGGUCAAGUUUGAGGACGCCGAGGAGGCCUUUUCCAACGUCAAGCAGGGCAAGGGCAUCAAGUGGCUCAUUGCUGGGCCCGAGUAA
Molecule: messenger RNA, 1059 nt
Organism: Aplosporella prunicola CBS 121167
Lineage: Eukaryota; Fungi; Ascomycota; Dothideomycetes; Botryosphaeriales; Aplosporellaceae
Exons: 5
Coding region: 1-1059 (352 amino acids)
Biological process (GO): D-sorbitol catabolic process
Molecular function (GO): zinc ion binding; L-iditol 2-dehydrogenase (NAD+) activity
Source: RefSeq, a predicted model, not a curated record